Lachancea mirantina is the source of this 1914-nucleotide messenger RNA. Lineage: Eukaryota; Fungi; Ascomycota; Saccharomycetes; Saccharomycetales; Saccharomycetaceae. The record is from the annotation of a GenBank genome assembly.
AUGGUCAAAGUACGAUAUAGGUCUCGUGCCAAUAGGAUAUAUGGUGAAGAGAUUGCAAAGAAAACCGAGAAGAGGUCGAAGAAAGGAUGCUUAACUUGCCGUCAAAGAAGGAAGAAAUGCGAUGAGGUAAAACCUCGAUGUACAGGUUGUGCUAGAAAUUUUCUGGCAUGUCGUUGGCCUGUUGAGAGUGGUGUGGAGCGUACGAGUGACGAUGGUGAAUCGCUUGGUGCGAAUGAUUUGACUUUUGUCCGUGUUUUCGAUGAUGAGAUACAAAUGUCGAAACGAUCAGUAACAAUGAUGGAUACGUCGACAAGUCAGUGUGAAAGCAUUUGCGGAAAACUUAAAGAUUCUGCACAGUUCGUGGAGCCUGAAACUAAGGAACACAAUCCGGAGCCGAUUAAAGAACCUCUGGACCUGCAAAUCGAGCCGUACCGGUUUUUGGAAGGUGGUCUUCUUGCGGAUAUCACUUUUACAAGGAGGGACACUCCCGACGUGCCGACGACGCAGGAACAGUCUGCUCUGGACCCAAAAGAAGUGUUUCGGUCGAAUUACAGUUUCUUGGACGAUGUCAAGAACUCUGCGACGCUUCGGUACCAAGGAAUCAUCGAAAAACUGGAAUCCGGCGGGGCGCUGGAUUCGAGCAUGGACCAAAACGACGAGGCGUUUUUAUUCUACGUGUGCAUUAGAAAGUUCAUCCCGAAGCUGGGCCCGCAAGAUACGCACCCGCUGCUGACAACAUGUGCAACGUUCAUCCCGCAGGUCGAAAACAACGCCAUCAUGAAGGAAGUGUUUUUAUGCUGCGGCGCCACGUAUUUGGAAUGGUUCGACAGGCCGCGGUACUCGACGCUCUCGAAGGAGCUGUACGACAAUUGCCAGAUGCUGAUAGACAAGUACUUGAGCGAGAAUGCGCUGCGAGGAGUGGAAUUGUGGCUUCUAGCGUCGUUCCAGCUGAUGUGCUUGCGCAACAAAAGCACGUUUCUGGGCUGCGUCGACGAAUGCGUCAAGUGUCUGUCUCGGUCGUACGUGAUCAUCAAGAACACCUAUUUUGAGAGCCAGAAACGCCGCUCGAGUGCCGCGAUCAUGUUCCAGAAUCUGGUGUACACGAUUGAGAACGAAUUCAUGGGCGACCCGGCGCAGGACCGGUUGAAACGCGAGUUGGUGCUACAGCCGCACGAAAGAAUGUACAUCGAGAGCUUCAUCUACAACUACUCGGUCGCGAUUCUGUUUGCGACGGACGUCUCGCGGCUGCCGAGCCCGUUCGAUAUCUUCAAAGAGCUGAGUCACGUGCUCAAGUGUCCCCUGUACCACUGCGAGUUCGAGUGGAUGAACAACCCGGUUUUGGGCUCUGCGCUCGACGCGUUCGAGAUCCUCGCAAAGGCCUCGUACAUAGCGCGCAUGCCGAUGCCGCUGCAGCCGGGGUCCGUUUGGAUGCAGCGGGCGCGGCAGCUGCGAACCACGUGCCUGUUCUACACGAACCCGGUUCUGCCGCCGCAGGCGGCCCGGUCGAGCGCGCAGAAGCUGGAGACCGCGAAACUGAACUCGCUGGUGGCCAAGAUCGUCACCAAAUCGACCUACUUGCUGGUGUCCAAGGUGAUAGACUACGAAAAGCUCGAGGCACGUGACCCCGCCGUCCACGACACCCUGCGCGAGAUCUUGGCCGCGUUUGCGCAGAUCCCGCUGACCAGCAGCAUCUGGGGCAUUUUGCCGUGGUCGCUCGUCGUGGCGGGCUGUUUCGCGACUACGAUCGCGGACCGGGCCGCGGUGCUACGCUACACCGUGAACUUCGGCGAGAGCUUCCACAACCAGAGCUUCAUCAAGAUGCGCCGGUUCUUGGAGCGCGUGUGGGGCGACGAAGAGCAGAAUUGCCUGCAGUUGCUGUUCGAUCGGCGGGAACUGUCGCAGGUGGUGCCGUAG